GUGCCGAGCCGCCGCCGCCGCCGCCGCCGCCGCCAUGCAGUCGGAUGAUGUUAUCUGGGAUACACUAGGAAACAAGCAGUUUUGUUCCUUCAAAAUAAGGACCAAGACUCAGGGCUUUUGCAGAAAUGAAUACAGCCUUACUGGACUGUGUAAUCGGUCAUCCUGUCCCCUGGCAAAUAGUCAGUAUGCUACUAUUAAAGAAGAGAAAGGACAGUGCUAUCUGUAUAUGAAGGUUAUAGAACGAGCAGCUUUUCCUAGGCGUCUCUGGGAACGGGUCCGGCUUAAUAAAAACUAUGAGAAGGCACUAGAACAAAUCGAUGAAAACCUAAUUUACUGGCCCCGUUUCAUUCGACACAAAUGUAAGCAGAGGUUUACCAAGAUAACCCAGUACCUAAUACGCAUCCGGAAGCUUACACUAAAGCGACAGAAAAAACUUGUUCCUUUGAGUAAGAAGGUGGAACGAAGGGAAAAACGAAGAGAGGAAAAAGCAUUAAUUGCUGCUCAGCUAGAUAAUGCCAUUGAAAAGGAAUUGCUGGAGAGACUGAAACAAGACACGUAUGGCGACAUCUACAACUUCCCCAUCCAUGCCUUCGACAAGGCUCUGGAACAACAGGAGGCAGAAAGUGACUCUUCAGAUGUUGAGGAGAAAGAUGAUGAGGAAGAGGAGGAAGAAGGUAUGGGAAAGAGAGAAUUUGUGGAAGAUGACGAGGUAGAUGAGAGUGACCUAAGUGAUUUUGAGGAUAUGGAUAAACUAGAUGCCAGUGAGGACGAAGACCAAGAUGAGGAAUCCUCCAGUGAGGAGGAGGAGAAAGAAAAGGCUGUUGGUGUGAAACACAAAGGCAAAGCACCCGUGAAAGGACCAUUGCGGCGAAAACGAGCCUAUGUAGAAAUAGAGUAUGAACAGGAGACAGAGCCCAUGGCCAAGGCCAAAACCACAACCACGUGAUCUCCUUCAUUUACUAUCAAGACUAAACAUGAAUGAACUUCUCAGACACAUCUCCCCCUCCAGUUUUGGCUCUGAGCUGUAUUUCACACAAUAUUUGUGUUCAUAAUUUUAUGUAACUUUAGAGGAGCAAGAAGUCUGGAGUGAAUGGAGAGAGCCUUAAUGUGAAGACUAUUUUUAUAACAUGUUUUUUAAGUGCCAGCUGAAAGCCAAGGAGCUGAAGAUGUGUUCCUGAAGCUGGAAUGAGACUGAGGGUGUAAAUACUUCUCAAUUUCAAGCAGCAAAUUCCUUGAUAUUUUUUUCUUUUCUCCUCCAACUGGUGAAACUUCCAAGUUUUUAUUUUAUUGUUGUAUUUCUUUCCCUACUUCUAUGAGAGCAAAAGGAAAGAAUAAAAGAUAAUGAAACUCGAACUUCCAAUGUUUAGUGUA
Molecule: messenger RNA, 1371 nt
Organism: Perognathus longimembris pacificus (Pacific pocket mouse)
Lineage: Eukaryota; Metazoa; Chordata; Mammalia; Rodentia; Heteromyidae
Gene: Mak16
Product: MAK16 homolog
Exons: 10
Coding region: 35-946 (303 amino acids)
Biological process (GO): maturation of 5.8S rRNA; maturation of LSU-rRNA
Cellular component (GO): nucleolus; preribosome, large subunit precursor
Source: RefSeq, a predicted model, not a curated record